Messenger RNA from Cloeon dipterum, 1615 nucleotides. RefSeq lists its product as uncharacterized. The record is from RefSeq and is a predicted model, not a curated record. NCBI's taxonomy places the organism in Eukaryota, Metazoa, Arthropoda, Insecta, Ephemeroptera, Baetidae. Bases 732 to 1109 code for a protein of 125 amino acids. The transcript is spliced from 3 exons.
CUGAUUGGUGUUGCUGGAGGGUGAGUAACUAUUGUAAGAUGCCUGGAGAGGGUGUUUUCACGGGGUGGCUUGGAGGUUGUCCAGAAAGCGAUGCAGCUAUAGAAGCAAUUAUUGGCAUGUUUCUCAUCUUUAAAUGUGUUGUUUGGGUCAUGCUCAAGUUAUUGUUGGGCGCGGUGGGUCAAGCUGCUAAUUUUGUCGGCAAUUUAGCGGUUAAACCAGCGGCUAAAAUAGCGGCCAAACACGCGGCACUGUUUCCUUUAAUAUUGAUGGCGAUGGAUGGCGCUAAACAAGUGUUCAAAUCAGUGGCUAACUUAGCGACCUUCAAGUUGCAAAUCUCUUGGUUAUGUGUGGACACAUGACUCGUUUAUUGAUAAUUUUAAAGCUUUGAAUUUGUUAAAAUAAUGUGAAGAACAGAGAUGCAUUGCAGCCCGCAAAUUUAAUUUUUAUUUUGCAAUAGAUGAUUCAUGCGUUAUUUUGUGACACAUUUACAAGACAAAUUUUGUGACAAAUCGUGUCCGGGUUGAGUUAGAUAAAUGUGUCGGUGCCGUGAAGGACCAAAUUGCAGCUGGUGAAAGUUGUGUAUCCCGUGCCAAGAGUUACAAUCAUAGUUGGUGAGACCAUGCAGCCGAAGCCUCAUUGUGUGUUGUGUGUUGUGAGUAGUUAUGGAGACAGAAAUAUUUUUGAAGUUUUUCAUUGUGUUUUUGUGGCCCAAUGAGUGAAGUUAUCAAAAUAUGGAAAUUAUAUUGUUCACAAUCAGUAGGGAGAUGGAAGACACUGAUGCUGCGGAAGAGUGCGCGUUGGAGAAGCCAACUGAAGCCAAACAACAGAGUUCGGACGUUGAUUCCAAAUUGACGGAUGACCUGAGCAGCGAAGAUUCGGACUCUGACCAGGACAUCUUUUUAGAGUUUGACAGCCCGAAGGAACAGACAAUGCCAGUUGGCAGCAGUGAAACAGAGGAUCAUCUUCCAGGAAGUGUGCCCGAGCUAUCAUAUGUUGCAGUUCGGCAAUCACUGCAAAUUCUUGUGGAGGACUGGCAGUUAGAGUUGGCGAAAUUGGCUGCAUGUGCAAGAGGCCCAGUGCCAAAGAGAAGGAGACCGAUCUUCAACUAAUAGACGGGGUGAUCAUUCUUGUAAAGUGUGUGGUUUGCUUUGUAAUGCAGGAAGAUUAUUUUCGAUCAUUUUUAUUGUAAAUUGUCGGCUAGUGGUGCCAAUCCUUUUGUAGUUGCAUGCUUUUGUCUUGGAUUUAUUUUUUUUCGAGUGGGUUUUUGGAGGUUGUGGUAUAUAAAACUGGAAUUGGUGGCUGUCAUUAAAUGAGAAUAGGGAAGUGAAUUUUGAAAAACAAUGUUUUAUUGAAUUCAAUGGUGGUACACUACCCGGGUUGCAUUCCGAUGAAAAGAGCUACAAAUAUUUAUAAAUUUAUAAGAAAGUGUGUGAUACAAUUGCCUAUAAGCCUUUACACAUGUGCAAAUCAGAAACAUCCCGUAUGGUAAUAAUUAGUUUCAUACCGAGAAAAAGAAAAUUUAUCAAAAAUUUUGAAACAGAAUGAGUGCACUAUUAUUUGAAGGGUGCACCUCGACAUGCGCCUCCCUUUGAGGUCAACUGCCUCUCAAAGUGUC